Molecule: messenger RNA, 369 nt
Organism: Bipolaris zeicola 26-R-13
Lineage: Eukaryota; Fungi; Ascomycota; Dothideomycetes; Pleosporales; Pleosporaceae
Exons: 3
Coding region: 1-369 (122 amino acids)
Biological process (GO): vesicle fusion; vesicle-mediated transport
Cellular component (GO): SNARE complex; plasma membrane
Molecular function (GO): SNAP receptor activity; syntaxin binding
Source: RefSeq, a predicted model, not a curated record
AUGUCCAACCGUGAAGAACCUCCAUAUGACCCCUACAUUCCCGGCCCCCAUCAGAAUGGCAGCGGCGGCGGCGACGGCCCUAAUGGUAAUCACCGCACCGCGGCACUUCAAGCUGAAAUCGACAGCACCGUCGGCAUCAUGCGCGACAACAUCAACAAGGUCUCUGAGCGUGGAGCUCGCCUAGACUCGCUGCAGGACAAGACAGACAACCUUGCUGUCUCUGCCCAAGGCUUCCGAAGGGGCGCCAACCGCGUGCGCAAGCAGAUGUGGUGGAAGGACAUGAAGAUGCGCAUGUGCCUCAUUGUCGGCAUCAUCAUCCUGCUGAUUGUCAUCAUUGUCCCUUCGGUCGUAGCUACGCAAAAGAAAUAA